AUGUUUCGCGCAAUUUGGAAUCCGAACCAAAAUGUGCAUCCACAUUUUAUCAUUGGAAACAUGGGAAGAGCUGCAGAUAUAAUGUCUGGAAUAACCGGUGAUUUAAUUUGUAACAUGCGUGAUGAAAGGCUUACGGCUAUACCAG
Racocetra persica is the source of this 145-nucleotide messenger RNA. The record is from the annotation of a GenBank genome assembly. NCBI's taxonomy places the organism in Eukaryota, Fungi, Glomeromycota, Glomeromycetes, Diversisporales, Gigasporaceae.